ACCAGAUGUUGUGGAAGUGAAGCCGCGACGUGUGCUCAAUGGAGUAUUAGUACCUGAGCCCCGUUCCACGAAGCGAUCUUGGCCCUAAGAUCACCGUAACUGCACAGCUAACAUAUGCACUUAAAGUGAUCUUAGCGCUAAGGUCGCAUUGUGGAACGGAGCCCAGGGCCGUACCUUGAGUAAGGGCAUAAUUUAAGUUACAACUAACAGCGAGGCUAGCGAGUUGUAAACCAGGCUACGCAGGGUUCACAAGGAGGUAUUUCCAUUCAUCUCGACAAGAUGUGCGGAGAGAACCCACCCAAACUUAAUGUUUGUUUUAUCUGACCCACUCACCUGUAUAAGACACAUACGUCAUUCAUCCUAAACGUCCGAACUGUCAACAUCACCAAUCUGUUGCUUGGAACCAUCCGUGUGGCUAUGGGCAAAAUGAUGGAUUGAUUCUUGAAACAUGAUUAUCAGCUAAAUGAAGAUAGACUUUAUUUACAAAGAGGCCGGAAAUCCCCGAAUGGUUCCGAAUAGUAUGGAAAAACCACAUGUCAAAUUGUCGUUCCUGAAGUAGACUGUUAUUACCCCAAAGGCAAGCAAGGAACACGAGGUCAGAAACAGAUAGUUACGGAAAACAAGUCGACCCUACAGUUCUAUUUGAUGAUUAUCCUGUCAGUAAAUAUUGUUUAUGCCAUUGUUCAGUAUGUUUUCUUCUGGGAGAAGUUCACAGCUGGUGUCAUUGCGAUAUUCCUGUUCGCAGUGUGCGUCAAUUUGGGAAGUUACCAGUUUAUGGUGUUCAUGAGUCGUGCAACAUAUUCCACAGAGGGCGCCUUGCUAGAUAGUGGUGGCGAUCUCAACAUGCAGUCGGGAAUGGGCGAAAACAUCAAGGACUUGAUAUUACUGACCUGUAUAAUACAAGGACUUUCUCUUGUGUCAAACUAUUUCUGGAUAUUAUGGUUGUUGGCACCUGGAAGAGCUUUCUAUAUGUUGUGGGUCAAUAUACUGGGGCCCUGGUUUUUUGCCGAGGCUCCUGAAGUAGAUGAGAAAAAACAAAAGAAAAUGGAGAGAAAGAUGAAAAGACAUUGACAGACUUAGGAACUUAUUUAUAAAUUUUGUAUAUUAAUGUGACAAUUUUAUCAUGAUUAUCAUUUGUUUUCUCAACAAAAAAACUUGUUCGUUAUCUGUACAAUUUUUAAAGCAUACACUCUGCAUGUGUUUCUGCGAAACAAAGUAAACAACUACUUAAAUGUUUGGCAUUUUUCUUAAAGCAGCACUCUCUCCUUAUCCUUAACAUAGUUUAAUAAUGCAAAAUGCAAACACAACUUCAGUUACUGAUGUGUUUAUGCUUUAACUGUCUUGAUGCACCAUAAUACGUCUUGUCAACACUUAAUAUAUUGUACUUCUAUACAGUUCGAAGUCUACUCUCUUUUUUCUGACUUAAAAAAUUAUGCAUCACAAAAAGAAAUCUAAAUUGAAUGUAUAGUCCAAUAUAAUUUGAACUGGACUUAAGAAUACAGCUUUAAGAGCAGAUUUCAAGAUGGUAGUUCAGUAAAUCUGUUGCCAGGCAAAACUAAGGGGAGGAAACUGAGUACUUUAAGAGCAGAUUUCAAGAUGGUAGUUCAGUAAAUCUGUUGCCAGGCAAAACUAAGGGGAGGAAACUGAGUACUUUAAGAGCAGAUUUCAAGAUGGUAGUUCAGUAAAUCUGUUGCCAGGCAAAACUAAGGGGAGGAAACAGAGUACUUUAAGAGCAGAUUUCAAGAUGGUAGUUCAGUAAAUCUGUUGCCAGGCAAAACUAAGGGGAGGAAACUGAGUACUUUAAGCUCUUGUCAGUAAUGAUUCAUUAUAAAAUAAUAUUUGCCCUGUGCUUUUUUUGUUUUGUUCCUGGGUUUUUUUUUCCACGUGGUGUUACUUCAUGAGGCCCAAGCUUAGUAUCUUCUAUGAUGUUUGUAGAAAAGUGUAUAUAAAAGACUUAGAAAGGAUAGAAAAGAAAAGGAACAUUUCCUCGUAUCAACACCUCAGCAAAUUUUAAACUACAGCUAUUUGGUGUCUAACAUGUGGAAAUAUUGACACUUUGUUGAGACGGAGAGGGGAGAGAGAGAGAAAUAAUGUAUUGUUACCACACAUGUGUAGUUUGUUCUUACCGAUAAAGUAUCGAGAGAUCUUUUACAUACACUUUUCAAUAGACAGGACAGGACAGUACAUACCACAGCCUUUAAUAUAUCAGUUCUGGCAGUUGGGAUGGGAAGAAGCCCAAGUCCAUAGAGGACGAUUGAUUCCGUGACUCAUUGCACCUUACUGUUUAAGCUAAAUAUUGCCCCUAUGCAAUAGUAGCCUACACAGCAAGGGCUUUCUCUCCAUAGAUAGGUGCUGAAGGUGUUGUUUGAGACUGAAUACAAUAGUAGCCUACACAGCAAGGGCUUCCUCUCCAUAGAUAGGUGCUGAAGGUGUUGUUUGAGACAAUACAAUAGUAGCCUACACAGCAGGGACUUUCUCUCCAUAAAUAGGUGCUGAAGGUGUUGUUUGAGACUGAAUACAAUAGUAGCCUACACAGCAAGGGCUUCCUCUCCAUAGAUAGGUGCUGAAGGUGUCGCUUGAGACUGAAUACAAUAGUAGCCUACACAGCAGGGACUUUCUCUCCAUAAAUAGGUGCUGAAGGUGUUGUUUGAGACUGAAUACAAUAGUAGCCUACACAGCAAGGGCUUUCUCUCCAUAGAUAGGUGCUGAAGGUGUUGUUUGAGACUGAAUACAAUAGUAGCCUACACAGCAAGGGCUUCCUCUCCAUAGAUAGGUGCUGAAGGUGUUUGAGACUGAAUACAAUAGUAGCCUACACAGCAGGGACUUUCUCUCCAUAAAUAGGUGCUGAAGGUGUUGUUUGAGACUGAAUACAAUAGUAGCCUACACAGCAAGGGCUUCCUCUCCAUAGAUAGGUGCUGAAGGUGUCGCUUGAGACUGAAUACAAUCGUAGCCUACACAGCAAGGGCUUCCUCUCCAUAGAUAGGUGCUGAAGGUGUUGUUUGAGACUGAAUACAAUAGUAGCCUACACAGCAGGGACUUUCUCUCCAUAAAUAGGUGCUGAAGGUGUUGUUUGAGACUGAAUACAAUAGUAGCCUACACAGCAAGGGCUUUCUCUCCAUAGAUAGGUGCUGAAGGUGUUGUUUGAGACUGAAUACAAUAGUAGCCUACACAGCAGGGACUUUCUCUCCAUAGAUAGGUGCUGAAGGUGUUGUUUGAGACUGAAUACAAUAGUAGCCUACACAGCAAGGGCUUCCUCUCCAUAGAUAGGUACUGAAGGUGUUGUUUGAGACUGAAUACAAUAGUAGCCUACACAGCAGGGACUUUCUCUCCAUAAAUAGGUGCUGAAGGUGUUGUUUGAGACUGAAUACAAUAGUAGCCUACACAGCAAGGGCUUCCUCUCCAUAGAUAGGUGCUGAAGGUGUCACUUGAGACUGAAUACAAUCGUAGCCUACACAGCAAGGGCUUCUUCUCCAUAGAUAGGUGCUGAAGGUGUCGCUUGAGACUGAAUACAAUCGUAGCCUACACAGCAGGGACUUUCUCUCCAUAGAUAGGUGCUGAAGGUGUUGUUUGAGACUGAAUACAAUAGUAGCCUACACAGCAAGGGCUUUCUCUCCAUAGAUAGGUGCUGAAGGUGUUUGAGACUGAAUACAAUAGUAGCCUACACAGCAAGGGCUUCCUCUCCAUAGAUAGGUGCUGAAGGUGUCGUUUGAGACUGAACACAAUGGUAGCCUACACCGCAGGGGCUUUCUGUCCAUAGAUAGGUGCUGAAGGUGUUGUUUGAGACUGGAUACAAUAGUAGCCUACACAGCAGGGACUUCCUCUCCAUAGAUAGGUGCUGAAGGUGUUGUUUGAGACAGGGUAGCCACUGCGGAAACAACAUGCAUUAAGCAGACAUUUGUUUCUUGGAAGAUUCAACAUUAAAAACUAAAAGAUGGACGAAAUGUCUCAAUAAUAUAAAAUGGUGGUGAGUGUCGUGCUCACUGUUGCAACCAUCAUGGCUACAUCUAUUGUGAUCUGAUACUUGUUAUGGAUUUCCAAACAAAUAUCACAGGCUGAUUGCACACAAAUCGCAGGAAAAUUUCAUGCAAAAAAUGCAUAGGUUUUCCAAUGCAAAUACUGGAGUGUUUGCAGCAAAAUUAUGGGGUGAUUAUAUGCAAAUCAUAAAGAGUUUGCAUACAUAUAUAUAGUAUGUGUCGAUGCAAAUUACAGGCAGUUUGCGUGUCAAUCAUUGGGAGUUUGUACCCAAAUUAUAGUGAAUUGGCAGCCAAAUCACAUGGUAAUAACAUUCAUAUCACACCUAGAUGAUGGGGGGAAAUGGAAUUCAAAUAAUGAUUAUUAUAUUGGUGCCACUUCCUAGUAAGUUACUGAAAUACAGGACUUGGUAUCAGAAUGUUCAUAUGAUUCUCUUUGAAACGCCAUGUGGAGCUAAACACACUUCCCAGUAAGUUACUGAAAUACAGGACUUGGUAUCAGAAUGUAUCUGUUCAUAUGAUUCUCUUUGAAAUGCCAUGUGGAGCUAAAUACACUGCCAUAAUAAACAUGACAACUUCCUUGUGACACUGAACCAAAUUAGUUGACACAGAAAUGGCUAAACUGGUUUAGAGGAAAUAGGAAGGCUGUAGGACAAAGUUGGGAUUAUCCGUACGACUUAGUUUAGGGUUGUGUGGCUGUUUGUAAGAUUAAAUUAAGGCGGCUGUAGAUCUUGAUGACAAGCCACAACAGUUUACUCUGUUCCCUUCCAUACACACCUCCCACAAAUACGAUAUGGAUUAAACUCAUGGAAUAGCAUUUAGAGGUACAGUCUAACAUUUAUUAAUAUGCCCAUGAAAUAUUUCUUUAAAAUAUAAACAAUUUGUCCAGAAAGGUACUUUGUUCAAUGAACUACAUAAUUGUCUUAUCCCAUGUGUUACUGACAUUUUGGUAUCUGAUUGAAUUAUGGCCUUGUCAUAACUACAUACAUGUAUGUCACAGGCCUGUAGGAAUUCGGUGUAAGGCAUGUGCCUCCACGCAUUUGUGUCCUAAUAUGUAUAGAGACCAAACAAUGAGCUUGUCUCUCUCUCCUCCCCUAGAGUGUGUGCCCUCCCAAAGGAUAUAUUGUUCUACAAGCCUGUGUCCAAUUUUUUUUUAAAAUUUUCAUUCAUUGUUAACACCCAUUGUUUAUUAAUAUAUUAGUAGCAAAACAAUUUAUGGCAGUGAGCAUUAGGAGGACAGGAAAGUACAGAAGAUUUCAAGUGAUAAUCCAUGCACCUACCUUUUAUUGAUAAACUGUCAUUCAACCAUGGUACUUAAGGUCACACAUUUAUUAUGGGGAUGACAACCAAGAGUAUGUUCAUGUAAUAAUAUAGAAAAUCAUCUAUACUCGAUACUUUGGUUAUGUUGUGGUCCCAUUUUAAUUCACAUUUGCAUAAUUUUUUAAUUGUGCUGUUAUUCAUAAAAAUUUAAAUGUAUUGUUUCUUCUAGACUUCUAGAUCUUUUUUAACAUGUGUAUCCUAGUAAUGAAUGUUAUAAAUUAUUUUUCCUGUUACCUCGUAAUUAAAAUGGAUGAAGUUGUACCACAACUGUAAAUUAGUUUGGCAGCAUAAAUUUUAUUUUAUUACAUUGCCAUUGGUUUGUAUCCAUGUCUUACUUUUACAUAUUAAAGUAUGUUGAAGAUCAUGAA
Molecule: messenger RNA, 5659 nt
Organism: Gigantopelta aegis
Lineage: Eukaryota; Metazoa; Mollusca; Gastropoda; Neomphalida; Peltospiridae
Product: transmembrane protein 208-like
Exons: 8
Coding region: 646-1071 (141 amino acids)
Biological process (GO): vacuolar protein processing
Cellular component (GO): intracellular membrane-bounded organelle
Source: RefSeq, a predicted model, not a curated record